Molecule: messenger RNA, 8508 nt
Organism: Procambarus clarkii (red swamp crayfish)
Lineage: Eukaryota; Metazoa; Arthropoda; Malacostraca; Decapoda; Cambaridae
Source: RefSeq, a predicted model, not a curated record
GUUACAGCGGACAUUCCUUUCUCCUCCCUCUUGUUCAUUUGUAAGUGUUCACUCAGCCAGGGCGGAAGUUCUCGCCAUUUUGACUAGACGACCUUUACGCUCCCGGAUAUUCCCAGCCUAGUCAAGAUCCGUUAUCCCUGGUGCACACCUGCAGAUUUCAGUUGUAUUAGCCUGCAAAUUGGAGGGGUGGAGUCGUCGUAAUGCAUGUGAAGUGACUUUAAUGCCUACUCAUUAACAAGAGCACAAACUACAUUUGGAUAAGUGCUAACAAGCCUUUAGUAACUUGGUGGAGAUGGCAUUGCAAAUGAAUGUAUCGGGCAUUCGUCGCAAUUUGAAAAAUAUUGCCCACAAUUACACAGAUGCACAGAUUAAAGUGCGUGAAGCAACCAGCAAUGAUCCAUGGGGACCCUCUUCUACCCUUAUGUCAGAAGUUGCUGACCUGACUUACAAUGUGGUGGCCUUUACAGAAAUAAUGCAAAUGAUCUGGAAAAGAUUGAAUGACCAUGGACGGAACUGGAGACACGUUUAUAAAGCACUUGUUUUGUUAGAAUACCUCAUUAAGACUGGUAGUGAGAAGGUUGCAGAUCAGUGUAAAGAAAAUAUUUUUGCUAUCCAAACAUUGAAGGAUUUUCAGUAUUUAGAAGAAAAUAAAGAUCAAGGAAUGAAUGUUCGAGAAAAAGCCAAAGCUCUUGUGACGCUUCUGAAAGAUGAUGAGCGACUUCGGAAUGAAAGAGUACGAGCCCUUAAAGCCAAAGAGAGAUUUGCACAGAGCGUUUCGGGUAUUGGCAGUGAUAGUGACAUAAGCUCUCCCACUAGUCCCUCUUAUGCUGAUACUUAUGUUACGAGUUCUUCACGGCCUGCUGAACGAAAUGCUUAUGGUAUUAAAGAUGGUCCUUCUGGAUUAGAACCUCAGCUUGAGGCUGCACGUCCUCAGACAGUUGGUGAAGAAGAAUUGCAGCUACAACUGGCGCUAGCCAUGAGCAAAGAGGAAGCGGAACAGGAGGAACAAAAACAGCGUUCUGAUGACGUGAGGCUGCAGAUGGCCAUCACCCAGAGUGAGGAAGAUUUUAAGAAAGAUUGGUCGCCAUCGGAGUUCAAACGUCACCAGAAAGAGGACAUGUCGGCAAUGAAUGAUCUUCUAGAUAUCAAUUUUAAUCCUCAUGGUGGGGUAAAUGGGGCUCGUGCACGUUCAUCAUCUACUCCGCCUAUGUCCACCACCCUUGAUCCCUGGGGCAUGCCGACUCCUGCCACUACUGCUUCUCCACAGCACACCUCUCUACCCAAGAGUUUUCCUGCUGCAGGCUUCACUCCAACGCCACCCCCUGUCCCCCCUCUCCCAACCACCAGUACCUCAUUCCCAUCCUCUUUCCCAACUUCUAAGAUAACUUUCAGACACUCAAAUCCUCCUCUGUUAAGUUCAUCAGCUGCUCUCCUAUUUGAGCAGUGGCAUCGUUCAACUAGCCCUCCAAACCCUUUUCUGGAAGAGCCAAAUAUUGUGCCACUUGUUUCACAGGGUCAUCAAGGAAGCACUUUGCCUUCAGUUACAAAUGUGUCACGUUCAGCUUCCCUCUUUCUCUCUCCUCCACAAUCACAAAAUGUUUCUUCUUCUCUACCAUCCAAUUAUUCACUAUUUCCUCAGAUGUCCACCCCAUUUCUCAGUCCUCCUCUCCAUCGCUCCUCUGUCUCUGCUCCUCGGCCAGCUUCAUCUCUUUCUUACAUUACUCCUUCUGAAGCACCUGUAGGCUUAUCCUCACCUUCCCCUUCCUCGUACAACCCUUGGGGUGCUGUUCAGGUCAACAUAGCAACUGUUGAAAUGCCUCCUUCAGUUAAGACAGACCCCUGGGGAAUGGCUCUCCCAAAUGGUGGCUCAGAAACUCCUAAACAGCCUGAUCCAUGGGGUUCUCCAGCAUCAGGCCCUCCUUCACGUGUCACAUCUCCACCAACUACAAGUGAUCCUUGGGGUCCUCCACCUGCCAGAUCACCCGAACCACCAAUGGGAGGAAUAUGUGGAAAUGAUCCUUGGGCAGUGCUAGGCAUCAUACCACCUGCUAAAAGCUCCACGCCUCCAGUUGUUGGCACCAACGACCCCUGGGAUCCAGUACCCGCAAAGCCACAAACUAAAGAUCCCUUUGCACCAAUUUCACCUACAAACAACGGAGAUGUGGAUGAGUUCUCAGCUUUGUCAAUAAGGGAUAAACCAGCUAAUAACGGUGUCUCAGAUGCUUUUGAUUUAAGUGGGCUGGGUUCGGCUAUUCCUGACAAUAACAGAGUUCCUCCACCAAAAUCAAAGUCUCCAGCAGCCUUCUUGGGAGAGAACUCCAACCUUGUUAAUUUGGACAACCUUGUCUCUGCCAAGCAAUUGCCUGCUAGCUUAGACUUUACAGGCUGUAGGCUCAACAGGCUGCAGAUAUGAGCUUCUUCAUUGCUAUUGGACUGUUGGACGUGGGCCUUAACAACAAUUUAUUGCUUUACCCUUGGUCUUGUGGUAUCCUUUGCUUCUGAUAUAAAAUAGAAUUUUAGAAAGCAGUACAGUAGUGUGUAUUUAGUGGAUUCUGCUCUCAAUAUACAGUACUUGAAAUUGUAAUUUGGUUACAAUUGCCAAUUGUAAUUAUAGAAAUCUUGUAUUUGAUAUCAAAGUCAGAUUUAUAGCACAUACACUAAUAUAUUGUUUCAAUACUGUAAUAAAUGAAACUACUGGUAAUGCAUUCUAAUGUUUCAUGUGUUUCAUCCUAAUGUUUCUUGAAUCAUCUGCUCUUUCCACAUAGUGAAAGUUUCAUCUGCUAUAAUCAGACCAAACCCUCACCAGAUUGCUGUUAAGUCAUUAUUAAAACAUCUGUCGAGUCUUUCACUAGCUCUAACUGUAAAGUUUUACACUAAUGCGUAUUACACGUGAACUGAAUAAUCUUAAUACAGUAUAUACUUUUAGGAGCAUUUUGUGUAUAAAUUAUUACAGUACAUCUCAUUGUCUAAUCUAAUGGUUAAUGGUUAAUUAAAAUAAAACUAUAGGAAUAUUAAUUUGAUAAAUCAUCCGGAUAUACAUAAUUGUAUAAUGUAUUUAAAGUAUCAUUAACUUGUAUAAAUUCUCUAUGUACUAAAUCUUUAAGUAGAACGACAAAACUUUCAAUAAUAUAUUUGAACUAGUGUAUUCAAUGUGGGCCAGUGCUGUAUCCUUUAUAUGGCUUAGUAACAAGACGUUACAAAGGAAUUUUAUCAUAUCUCUGUAUUCCUAUGUUUAUUAUCUAUUCAAAUACAUGAAGAAGCUGCUUUAUUAGGCACAAAUCAUUAGAUUUGGUAAUGAAAUGCUUUGUACAGUUGCAAUGUUGUGGGCUGAUUACCAACUUUCUACAAUUUCUAGUUUUGGGUUAAUACCAGUGUACAACAAAGCUCUCUUUCUUGUAUUGCUUCCUGAAACACUUCCCAAGGCAUUUUUCAAGGGACUGUAUUUUUUUGUAUUACGACAAUUUCAUAAGCUGCAAACUGGAGGCAAACUACACCAAUCAAAACAAACUCCCUGCUACCCCUCGCACAGUCUAUUGAUGAAUGUAUUUGUAACCGGUAGUUACGUAAAGUCAGUAUACCAGUUAAUCCACAUUUCCUGUUGCUGAAACACCAGAUACAUGUUCCACUCUAUUUUGAACUCCUAUUAUUAAUUACAGUAUAGUAUUCAGUAAAGUUCUUGACAGUAAUCAUUCUUAUAUUUAUUUUGGCACCUAAUUAAAACAAAAAUUCUUGUAAUGGUAAUAAUUAGUAAUAGGAGUUUUGUGAUCUACCUCUUCCUGAGGACAGAUUAUCCUGAAGAGAUCUUUGCACUGUGCACAAAUGACAUUUGGCCUAAUUGUUGUCAUUCAGAAUACAAGUCUAGUCUUCCAAAAGCCUUAAUGUUGAUCAUGCUUGUAAUUAGUUUCCUGCUGAUUAAGGAAUCAGCCAGUUGAGUACAAGGUCUAGAAGAAGUGAAUUUAUAUCACAAUUCAGUUCCUUGAAUUGUAAACAGUACAGUGGAGUAAAAAAAAAAAAGUUUGCUUAUUUGUUUUUCAGGCUGGAUAAAAGUUCAGUUAGAGCAGUGCUUAUGCACUAAUGGCUGUCUGUGAUGAGUUAUCCUGUCACCUUUUAAUGGUUAUAUAUUUCACUUAUGUGUUGAGUGCAGCUCUGCUUACUAAUUUGCCACACAUCCAAUCAGUUACUUAUUUCAAGAUAAUUGGUAAUACUUGUACUAUAUAUUCUUGUAUAAUUUUUUUCCUAUUUUUUGGAUCCCCCAAAUUUUUGUUAGCGCAAAUGAUAAAAUAUGUAUUUGCAUACAUUUUGAUGGCACAAUCACAUUAAUUAGAAAUCCGAGUGCUGCAAAAUUUAUUACUUUCAACAAGGAAAACAUGCUGAGGUUGGAUAUUAUGGAAAUGAAAAAUUCUGCUCUGGACUCUUGCAUUUCGACGGAAAUAUAUUAAGAUCAUUGUUAUGAGUAGAUAUCAUUAAGAAAAUUACAAAAUAACAAUUAAAUUAUUACAGUAAUAUAUAGGGUAUAUUUUGAUUGUGUAUUGUAUUUAUAUUUUUGUGGGGGGCCUGUCUACUGGAUUUUCCUUGGGUAGCAUGGCUUGUGCAUUGUUUUAGGGCCAUAAGUGGGGCUUGUUUUCCCCUCCACCCUACUGGGUUUUUGGGCGACUACAUGUACUAGCAGUUCUAGGACUACCAUGUGGGUCAUCCAUUGUAGGAAGCACAGUGUGGAUAGAAUGGGCGACCAUAGUGGGGAAAAGGGGUCAUUUGAACCAGGGUGGGCAAACUCUCGGUUUAAUUGUCAAGAAAGGAAGCUGGGCUCGGUAUAAGGUACUCCAUCUGCUUUGCUCUUGAUCCUUCAUCUUGAUGCUGUGCAUCAUAAUGGCUUGCACAUGAUCUCUGGGACCUUUUGUCCUAUGCCAGCCCAGAGUUUGUAUGUGGAAAUCAGUAUUUCAUCGUUACAAGAUGGCUGUAAUCGCUAUUGGCUCUGAUGCUUCAUGCAGGUCCUUCAUAAUGCACAUUCAUGCUUAUGCUUCAUUUGACUGAUGUCAUCUUCCCAUUGAGAGCCUUGUACACAUUUUAUUUUACUAGAAGUAAUGCUCACUUAUAGGAGCUACUGUUUGCAUGUCUGCAAUGUGUUCUCUCAUAUUUUGCCUACAUCACCCCUUUGGCAAAUCCUGUUUGUAAAAGUUUGCCAAGCCUUAUGCUGUACAAUGAAAGCUUAUACACUAUUCCCAUUUUCCCCUUUUCCCUACUAUCCUGAAAUAUUUUUUCUUGACUACAGUACUUCCCUUGCCAUUCAUGUACUGUUGAUCUUUUUAUGGCAGAGUCAGAAUCUGCUGGCUGUGUUGGCUUUGCCAUUAUUUUUCUGAUAAAAUUAAAUUUUUUGUAAAGUAUUUAUGCUGUAGAGAAUUGUAAUAUUUCAUGCUUAAAGACCAUUACUUUUCAUGUGCCAAAGUUUGUUAUUGUAUUAUCAUUGAGAUAAUUUUUCGUGGUCCUUGAAUCAUUUAACCACAGUAAGUGAGAUAGAGUACAACAUUAACUGUGGCUUAUCUCUAACAGAUUUUACUCAUUCUAGUUUUAUUGGGUUCCCAGCCAUAUCUGUGAUGCCUUUAACGAUCUCGCAGAUGCCCGUCCCAUCUCUCAGAAAUGAGUUCCUUGCUCAGAUAUUUGCAUUAUCAUUCAUACUGCAAUCUGCCACAGUUGGAGAGAGAUGAGCUGUUCCAAAUAACAAAUGAUGUAUUAUUAAUUAAUUGUAACUCAAGUCUGUGGCCUUCCUUUCGCCAAAACAGGACGUGGGGAAACUACUCUGGCUAGGUCACGUAUUGAUCCAACAUGAUACUUGUGGGCACAAAAUGUUAUUGUUCUGGUAGCAAUUGCAUACCUCCACAUAGAAUGUCUUGAUUUUUAGGAUGAGCAUAAAUUUUGGUUUUCCACUGUUCCUCGAGUCGUACAUCCCUUGAUAAAAUCUUUGGUGAAAUCCUUGGUGAAAUUUAUCCCCCAUUGACAUCACUUGUCUUAUUUCUGUCUGCUCUUGCAUUGACAUCCUUACUAAUAUCUAGGAACCUUUAACUGUUCUAGCUUGGCAUCUUCUUUUGAUUACUUAUUACUACUACCAUAUAAUCAUUACAACUAUGAAAUAUGCUAACAUGUUUAUACAGUAACAUACUUGAUAGCUAUCUUAAUUUUUAUAUUCCCUCACCCCUCCACAUCCCUAUUUUUUUAUUUUGCUAGUUCAUCUUGUUGAAGGCCCUAACUUUGGUUUUAGAUAGGAUACAAACUCAUUGUUCAGGAUCUUUCAUUAUUAUUAUUUUACUAUUUCCCAUUUUCCAUAAGAAAGGGUAGCUUUAACCCAGAAUAAAAUUAGUUGUAGUAGUAGUAUAGAGAGAAUACUUAAAAUAUAUAAACUUGUUUAUAUAUUUUGUUUACACUUUUACUUAACAUAUACAAUAUUACACACUAUACGGCAUUACUGAAAACCAGCAUCACCAUACUCCAGAUGUCAUCCACAGCACUUGGUCCUUCCCCCUUUCAACUGCUUUUUAAGACGUGAUAUUGUGGCUCUGCUCGAAAACGCUCUUAUGGAUGACGUGUAGUAGACAUAGGACAUGAUGUGGACCAGGCAUGUCAAACAUGCAGCCAAGCACAGGCCUGCACGAUGGAUACUGUAAUUUGAUCAUAUGCUUUUUCUUUUGGUAAACUACUUCAUUACUUUGCAUUCAUGAAUGUGGCUAGCUUCUAAACCAUUUGUAUGCACAUUGUAUGUUUCUAAGUUUAAGUAAUACAAAUAUUAUGCAAUAAUUGUAAUUAAAUGACUUCAAUUAGUAGUCAUGUGUGGCCCUCACGACUGCACAAAUAUGACCCAUAUAGCCCUCGGGGGACCCUCAGUAGGCUACAUCUGCAGAAAACUGGAAACAUUCUGGCGAGGCAAACAUUUUGCCUGGCUUUGUUAUCAGAUAUGUAGUUUUGAAAAGGAUAAGUAGGGGCUAAUGUGUGGUUUCCAUUUUAAAGCAUAAAUUUUUAAAGUGAUUUUGUUACCAAAUUUGUGCUAAAGAAUGUUCUAUAGUUUGCACUAAUAAACAUUGUUGUGGCCAUCAAAUAGUAAAAAGUAGUGAAGGUCACCAUUUUUGCUGAAAUAUAGCUAAGGUUAGAUGGGGUAGUGUAUGACUCGGUUAGUUUGAGCAGAGUUGCACGCCACUAUGGCUUUCAUGAGUUGUCAUAAAUAGUGCACGGCCUUUUCAUGUGACAUGCACAGUUCUCAAUCCCUACAGCCUCAUACACAAUGUCUGCCCAUUUUGUCAACUUCCCUAGCCUCCUAUUCUUUUCCUCAAAUGCUUUCUCAUCACUAACCUCUCAUUAUACAUAAUUAUUUCAGCUCGGCUGCACUCAGUCUUGCAAUUCACUGGCUUUUUCACAUCACAACUUAACAUUGUUAUUCCUUUUCUAGUCUUUUUAUAAUGCACAUGUUUUUCAGAAAAUCCAUUUCCACUGCAGGAAUUUCUUAUUUUUCAUAUUUAUGUAAUAGCCUCUUGCUUCUUUAAGUGUGAUACGGUACUAUCACACUUUAAUGCAGCCCUCAGUUGCAUCUUUUCCCAUUUAUUUUGAUUUUGAAAGAACAGUAAGGUUUCAUUGCACUAUAGUAACAACUUUCCUUCCCAGACUCGCUUUACUUUCAGCUCUGUUGCACACUUUCCUUUUUAUGCUAAUGCCACAACCAAGGUCUUAAAACUAAUUCAGCCAUGUCUAGUACUUCUUCAUGAACACAAUUGCCUUCUUUCUCCAACACCAUAACUACUUUUGAACAUAUUUACUUGAUAAUGGUUCAGGACGGACAAACUUUGUCAUUUCUUCGUUUUCUGAUGUGUGGUCUGGUGGUCAUACUUUCAACAGUUUUUUCUCGGAUCAAUGAAGCAUCCAACUAUUGUACACUAUUCUAUAUUCUUUGCUAAAAGAACUGCUUCACCUUCAUAAAUCAGAUUUCAUGCAAACCAUUUGCUUCCUCAAACAGAAGUUUCACAUCUUUCUCUUAAGCUCUUGCCUGCACUGACCCCAUCCAUAUUUUCAGUACCAUAGAUUAAGUAAACACAGAGACAUCACACAACCUUGGCUUAAAUUUAAACAUUACUUUUAUUUCACAGCAAAAUCCACCUCCUCUAUUACUGACAAGUUUCUCCAUUUUAUAUCAUACUCUUCCAAUCAAGAUGAUGACAAAGUUUACUCACAAUACAUGGUAGAACAAUGCCUCUUUAAUUCUUAAGCGCACUAUGUUUUCCCUGAUUAGGUAGCUGCUGUAGGGAUACCUUAUCUUUUUUUUUAAUAUAGAUAUGUAAUUAAUUUUUUUUAAUAUGUGGUUAAAGUUGCAGUAUUUGUGAUAUCUAGAGAAUGCUAUUGCGUAUCAUCAUGAACAUUUUAAGUCUUAUGCAUGGUACUAUACUGUGAAAAGGUCGCUAUUGGUGUUGGACCUUAUAGCCCCCUGGUGUUGCAAACUAGUGUCAUGCUGCUGUUGUAGCGUGUCUAAUAUGU